CCCCUAAAUACCAGAAUCAAUUGAAGUGAAGAAAAGGGAAAAAUUUGUAAAGGAGAAUAACAAAAUAAGUUAAAGAUAAGAACCAAAAUAAGUGUGAAAUAUGAAAAUAUUCUAAUAAAUAAAUAGCCAUUUGCUAUCUGUUAUCAAAAUGAUUGAAUUGGUGCGUGAUAAAGCUGCGUUAACUAAAAUAAUUUUAGGUGCAGAACAUACUAAGACGCUCGAUAAUAUUUUCCAAGCAGCCAAUAAACAUCCGAAUUCACGUGUUUCGAAACUAAUACACACUGUUGAGGCGGAACGUUCUCAAAAAAAUAUAGUUCUUCUGCUUAUGGAGUUAGCAGAGCACGCAGAGUAUGCUACUGAUUUUGGCAUAUCUUUAAAAUACUAUUUAGAUUUAUUUGAGCAAUUGGGUAUAGGACGAGAAAUUGUAUUAAAUGAAGCCGGCUUGUUGCUAUUGAACUCUUCAAAAAUAUAUUCAAGGCGAGUCGAUUUUGUACAGGAUUUAGUGGAGCGCCAAAUACUGACCUUGAACAAUGCGGACAAGGAAAUAGAGGAAGACAAUGCUAAAAAUCAAACAAAGGACUCAACAGAAAAACCGAAACGCACUCGCAAACGCCUAGUAGCGCCAGUAGAGGACCCUUAUGAAGUAGAGUUAAUACCAAGGAAAUUUCGCAAACUAACCGAAGAAAAGCGAUUUAUGCGUGGACAUCCGCAAGACAAACCUAAAGUAAUGUCAUCUAAGUUCUAUCGAAUCGAAUCGGAGCAAUAUAUACACCCGGCGGCAUGGACGCAUGCAAGUAUUGUUGAUCUCGAAAAUGAGGAAGACAUUGAUUCCAAACGAAACUACAAGCUGUUCACAUAUCAUGUGGAGCAUAGGUAUAAUACCUUGGUGGCAGACAUUAAUUUUCGGUUACACUUCAAAGUAAAAGACUAUAUUGAUGAGGAAGAAGAACGGCUGGCAGAAAUAGAAGAGCGCAAUAACAGUUCGGUUAGCGAUUUUACAGAAUGGCCUCCACUUUCGGAGGAGUAUGUUGAAAAAUAUUUAGAUUUAGAGAAUAGAGCUUUGGCCAUAGGAGAAGCCUUAAAGAAUCGGAAAGGAGCAGGACUAGCGGAAAAUUACAAAGAGGUUACAAGGUUACCCAGAGAAUCUAGCUUUGAAAGCAAUCACAAUUCGACCAAAUGCAUAAACGUAACUAAUACUGAUUCCAUGCAACAUGAAUCGGGUGUUGGUGAUAGCAUUAGUUUGAAUGAUACCUCAAGUAUUCAUAUUAGUUCAACGGCAAACAGAUCUGAAAUACUUGAAAGUAGUGAAAAAGAGGCUACAAUAACAACUGAUGAGGACAUGAGUACAACAAAUGUAACAGCACAAAGCUCAAUGCUGGAUUGUACCCAAACGCUGAACUCGACAGAGAAAUCAGUUUUAGAAUGCUGCACCGAAACCGAAAAUUCAAUAAACGCUUCAGCCAUUAAUUCACAAACGAAUUCAAUGGAAUCGAAUGGUUUAGAAAAUUCCAACGCAUUAAAUAUAAUGGAUCAGAGUGGAAUUACCAACAAUAGCAUAGAAAAUCGCCCAGAAAACGAUACAGGCUUGGGUGAAAGCAUAAACAAGCAAAACGAAACAAAUGACUGCAAUAAUACAAAAAAUAAGGAAGAUGAUUUAUUAGCUGAAAGUACUGAUGUAGUUGAUAAUUUAUCGGCAACAAUUAAUGAAGUACAGUGUGAACAAAAUGAAACGGGAAUUGAGUUGACGGCUGAAAAGAAAACUGAAAAUGAUAAAAACGAAGUCAACCUUGAUAAAAUUCGUGUUUACCUACCACAUCUAGACGACGAGGGCGUAUACUUCUCGGAUUUGGAUGAUCAGGAACACCGAAUGCUGUCCCCAAGAGUGAUUACAACCGAUGUUUUUCCUUCCAUACCAGGAAAGGAGAAUAUAACCAUUAUUGUCGAUGACGAUAUCAGAACGCUUUUAAAUAUUGAAGAUGAUGAACCACCCCCUACAUAUACGAUCCCUGUGCAAAUACGGCCUUCUACUCCCCCUUUAGAGUUGAAUAUUUUCAAAUUUCACAAAAAAAUACUUAAACGACGCUUACUCUUUAAGCUUGGUCCCGAUAUACUUCUUCGAUCGAGUUCAACGAAACGAUAUCAGUGUGGAGAUGCGAGUGAUCAACGCCAGUAUAGGCCAAUGAAAUUAUUCAAUGAUGCAACCGACGAGUUAUGUGCUACCGAAACAGAUUACAAUAUACUUAGCGAUUGUGAAGAUGGAGAAGAAUUCCUGGGGUUUACAGAAGAAGAGCAAGCCAAUAAAAUCCUACAUCGUUUGAGCAGGGAUUCGGGCGUUGACGCAGAUGUGCCGCUAGUUCCCAACGUAUGCAAUCUGGAUGUGAUAAGCGAGGAUUUAAAUGAAGCAACGCAGUUGCAGGAACCAAUAGCUACUAAUGAGAAAAUCGUGGAUUUUAAUGAAGCAACGCAGUUGCAGGAACCAAUAGCUACAAAUGAGGAAAUCGUGGAAGGUGUUGACAAAGGCGAAAACGAUUUGGCACCAAAAAAUACUGAGGCUUUGCUGCAUUCGAAAGAGAAUGAUUGUACAAUUGAAGAUGCUACAAUUGAAGAUUCUGCAUUGGAAGAAUCUACAUACCCGAGUGAAGUGCCUAACGACGUUGACACUGAAAUUAAUAAUACAAUUAUGGACCCAACACUAUUUAUUGAAAAUGAACUCCGAAACUCAGGUAGCGAGCAGGACGUUCAGAAUUGUAAAACAAAGAUUCAAAAAUGGCAUGAGUAUUUGCAACCAAUCUUAGCAAAAGCACGGGAUCGUCACCAUUUCGACGUCUUUCAAUUGGGUACGGAAAUUAUGAACGAGUUGCAAAAACCAAUUAUUUCACGAAACCAUAUAUCAGCUUCAUCUAUCACCUUCCAAGACGUAAUGAUCAAUAAGGACGACAGUUACGUGUCACGUUACUUUUUAUCGACUUUACUACUGGCGAAUCAAAAUAACCUUAAAAUUGAUGUUAGCGGUAAAUGCACUGAAGAGCCGUCCAGUUGGAGCGACAUAAACUUGGAAUUGUUAGACACAAAACGGCAUACUGUAGCCAUAGAAGACAAUAUCGGCAUGGUGCAACCGAAAUUGAUAAGCAAAAGUAGCACCACAAAGCAGAAUUUGAAUAAAUUAUCUGCCACACCUGAGUUGGGGUGUAAUUCGAGGCUUAAUAUUAGCGAUGAAGUGGUUAAUGUAAAUUUAAAUGUUUUGCGUCCGUUAAAACAAAUUGAGAAACUGCAAAGUACAAAUGACGACUAUGAUUCGGGUAUUUUCUCAAAUGAAGAGUGCUCGUCAUGACAACAGACUGGCACAGCUUCUCCGUUACUGAUGACUACUAUGUAGUGUAUAUAAGUUGCCGUUAUUUAGCUUAGAAUAAGUAUUGGGAAAUUAAUAGUGCAUUUUCAGGGCAUUCUUCGUUUGCACAAAGUCAUCUUUAUGCAAUAUGAUUCGAAUAAGUAAAUAUCACACCUGUGUGUGUGAGUGCAAUAUUUUGGAAUUAGCUAUAUGCAAGUGUAUUUGAAGUGAAAAGAAAAAAUAUGCAUUUUUAAAUAUUAUGCACGUGGCAAGCAAUAAUUAUAUUUUUCUUUACAAUUUCUUAUCUUGCAAGCAGAUAAACGUAACAAAUUUUUUUUUUUUUUGCAAAUUAUUGGUAAAGAAAUUGUUUCAUAUUACGGCUAUUCACAAUUAAAUGCAAAUGACCUAGCAACUGAAAUUUAUUAUGUCAAAAGUAUACAUUUAGUUGUAUAUAUUUUUUAAUAUUUCACGUUGCCAGAUUAAUUGCAUUUUAUUGUGGUUUGCCGUAAUAUAUUUUCUAAUAUUUCUCUUUUAUUUGCCAAUACAACAGCAAAUAUAACUUUUAUAAUUUACAAUAAAUUUGAUAAAUAACUAAAUAACUUUGUACCUGAUUCCUUAAUGAAUGUUGAGGAGGGUAAUAUGCCUAGGGCAAUAACUCUAGAAAUAAGGCGUACUUAGUUUUAAAAAAAUUAUCAAGCAGUACUGCUACAUUUAUAUUUCAUGAGGAAUCGCACCCAAAUUUCAAAGAUAUAUGAAAUUAUGAAUAAAACCAAUUCAGAUGUACAUAUGUAUAGAGAUAUAUUACCGUAGCCAUAAGCAUUAAAUUUAAGUAAUAGUUAUGAAAUAGAACUAUUGAGUUAGUUGUAAAAUGUUUUCAC
This is a messenger RNA of Anastrepha obliqua, 4206 nucleotides long. RefSeq lists its product as uncharacterized. Gene Ontology annotation, biological process: mitotic sister chromatid separation; meiotic chromosome condensation. Gene Ontology annotation, molecular function: chromatin binding. Gene Ontology annotation, cellular component: condensin complex; nucleus. The coding region runs from base 149 to 3331 and encodes 1060 amino acids. The transcript is spliced from 9 exons. The record is from RefSeq and is a predicted model, not a curated record. Lineage: Eukaryota; Metazoa; Arthropoda; Insecta; Diptera; Tephritidae.